This is a messenger RNA of Trichoderma atroviride IMI 206040, 486 nucleotides long. RefSeq lists its product as uncharacterized. The record is from RefSeq and is a predicted model, not a curated record. Gene Ontology annotation, biological process: tRNA processing. Lineage: Eukaryota; Fungi; Ascomycota; Sordariomycetes; Hypocreales; Hypocreaceae. Gene Ontology annotation, cellular component: nucleolar ribonuclease P complex.
AUGGCCAAGCAAAAGGGUAACGCUGGCAUACAAAACCGGCAUAUUUACUCAAGGGCAUCGUAUCUUUACCAGGCGGCCAGCUAUCUGGCAAACUGCGCCCAUCAAACAAAAAAGUCAACCAGGACUGAAGAUAACCAGGAUGAUACAAAAAAAGACGAACAGCCCGCCGCGGUAGAUGGCGAUGGCUUUACACACAGCAAGCAGGAGCGCAAGGCAAUAAUCAACUUGUCUCACCAAGUCAUCUCAGACAUGAGAUCGGUGUCGCUGAAGGCUCAGAUCCGGCAAGCCCCAGCCAUUAAGCAGACGGUCUGCAAAUACUGCGAUGCUGUCCAGAUUGAAGGCAAGACGUGCCAUUCUACCGUGGAGAACCGCAGCAAAGGCGGCAGAAAGCCAUGGGCGGAUAUUCUGGUUACUCGGUGCGACACAUGCGGAAACGUGAAGCGGCAUCCCAUCAGCGCGCCGAGACAGAAAAGGAAGUCGCUUCGG